This is a messenger RNA of Oncorhynchus masou masou (cherry salmon), 2693 nucleotides long. Its product is annotated as delta-like protein 4. The record is from RefSeq and is a predicted model, not a curated record. The transcript has 11 exons. Bases 297 to 2399 code for a protein of 700 amino acids. Gene Ontology annotation, biological process: Notch signaling pathway; negative regulation of Notch signaling pathway; cell communication. Gene Ontology annotation, cellular component: plasma membrane. Lineage: Eukaryota; Metazoa; Chordata; Actinopteri; Salmoniformes; Salmonidae. Gene Ontology annotation, molecular function: calcium ion binding; Notch binding.
GAGAACAGCGCGAACAGAGAGGGAGAGGGGACAGAAUAUUGGAUAUUGGUCUUUCGUUAAACCUUUACCUCUUUUGGAUAACCUGGGAAUUCUAAAACAUAUUUUGGCAGAUUGGAGCAUCCAACAAAGAUUCUAAUUACGGAAAAACAACGAAGUGGAACGAGAAGAAGGAUUUAUAUUUUGUUCUUUCUUUCUGCUUUUUUAUUUGGUUCCCCCCCAACACUUUGGAAUAGUGGAUUUUGGAAUAUAGGGGAUAUAUUGGCGGGUGACGCGUCUGCCCUGGAUCAGCGAGAAGGAUGGCAGCUUGGUUCACUUUUACCAUCGCAUUCAGCACCACUGUACUGACACAGGUAUUUGGAUCCGGUGUUUUUGAGAUCGAUCUACAUGAAUUUAAAAACAGCAAAGGAUUGCUGGAGAAUGGCAACUCGUGCAGGCUCAACUGCAGGACUUUCUUUCGUGUUUGUCUUAAGAACUACCAGGCGGUCGUGUCGCCAGGUGACUGUAUUUUUGGAAAUGCCUUGACACCGGUGCUAGGGACCAACUCCUUUAGCGCCAUGGACGGGGGAGCUUUCAGUAGACCCAUCCGACUACCGUUCAACUUCGGAUGGCCGGGAUCGUUUUCUUUGAUAAUUGAAGCCUGGUAUUCACCUUCAACAGAUCUACCUGUUGACACCAGCAACCCAGAGAUGUUGAUUAGUUCCUUUUCCAUCCAGAGACAGCUGGGCGUAGGGACCGCCUGGUCUCUGGAUGUUCAGAGCGUCCGACAGACGGAGUUAAGGUAUUCUUACCGCUUCAUCUGCAAUGACAAUUACUACGGAGAAAGUUGUUCCAAAAUAUGCACGCCGAGGGACGACCGUUUUGGCCACUACACCUGCGACCUCGACGACGGGCAGUUGUCCUGUCUGCCCGGCUGGAAGGGGGAAUACUGCGAAGAACCCAUCUGCCUCGUGGGAUGCAGUGAAGGAAACGGAAACUGCUCCAGACCUGGCGAGUGUGUGUGCAGAGAAGGUUGGCAGGGUCUGUUCUGUGAUGAGUGUAAGAAGUACCCAGCCUGUAAACAUGGCACCUGCCAACAGCCUUGGCAGUGUAACUGUAAGGAGGGCUGGGGAGGGCUCUUCUGUGACCAAGAUCUGAACUUCUGCACGCACCACCGGCCGUGUGUGAACGGGGCGACCUGUAUGAACACGGGUCAAGGCAGCUAUACCUGUACCUGUCCCCCUGGGUUCACUGGGGUCAACUGUGAGCUGGAGCUGCAGGAGUGUGACAGCGACCCCUGCAGGAACGGAGGACUCUGCACGAACCUGGAUGUUGGCUACAGGUGUUCGUGUCCGCAAGGCUUCGAGGGUUCCCACUGUGAACACAGCCUGCUGACGUGUGCAGACUCCCCCUGCUUCCACAGCGGACAGUGCCAUCAGAAGGACAGCGGGCGCAGCUACAUCUGCAAGUGUCCUCCCGGAUACACGGGACUCAACUGUGAGAAGAGAGUGGACAAGUGCACGUCUCUUCCCUGCGCCAACGGCGGUCUGUGUUUGAUCCACGGUGGCGUGCGUCUGUGUAGCUGUCGCUCCGGUUUCACCGGCCAGCGCUGCGAGAUCAACAUCAACGAGUGUGCCGGGAACCCCUGCGCCAACGGAGGGACCUGCCUGGACCGCAUCAACGACUACACCUGUCACUGCCCCCCGGGGUACGCCGGCCGAAACUGCGACCGCGGCCUGGACGAGUGCUCCAUCCACCCCUGUCUUAACAGAGGGCUCUGCACCGGGGGAGGGGGGCCGGGGAAACCCCCCACCACCUGUAUCUGUCCCGUCGGCUUUACCGGAUCACGCUGCCAGUUCUUUGCUGUGACCCUGCCGGUGGGUGGGGAGAGGAUCAAUGGAGAGAGCCAAGAUGGCUUCCAGUGGGCGGCAGUUUCCUUGGCUGUAGGGCUGGUUGCAUUACUGGUGCUGCUAUGCAUGGUUGGGCUGGCUCUACGGCACAUCCACAGGCGGACCGGCAGGGACAGGGGAGAUGGGGAGACCAUGAACAACAACCUAUCAGAUGUACAGAGGGAUAACCUAAUCCCCGCCUCCCAGCUGAAGAACACCAAUCAGAAGGUUGGACUGGAGGUGGACUGCGAAUCAGAGAAGUCAAACUUCAUCCAUAAGAACUAUCAAUUGGACUUGUAUAGUAACGCAAAGUCGAAGGAGUUGAAGGAUGAUACUUUGCAAGAGGAUAGAAGCAAAAGUCAUGUGAUCUAUGACACGUGUUUAGAAGAGAAAAUACCUCUGAGUAGAAUGUACAGUGAAAAGUCGGAGUGUAGGAUAUCAACGAUAUGUUCCCCUCGAGACGCUCAGAUCUACCAGUCCGUCUUUGUUAUAGGAGAGGAGAGGAGGGCGUGCGUCAUAGCAACAGAGGUAUAAGCUGCGAGGGGUAUGAAGAAGAGAGGGAGCGAUAGAGGAGAAACACAAUCGAGGCAGAAUUAUUAUUUUUUUUCUGGAUUGUUUACAAAAAAUCUGAGAAAAGACUGGAGACUGUUUCCGAUGUCACCUUUUGAUGUCAAUGCCGAUGUCAAUGCUGAUGUCACUGCCGACGUCACUGCUGAUGUCACUGCCGACGUCACUGCUGAUGUCGCUGCCGAUGUCGCUGCCGAUGUCACUGCCGAUGUCACUGCCGAUGUCACUGCCGAUGUCACUGCCGAUGUCGCUGCCGAUGUC